AUGGCACCCAUCCACAGACUCGCUCAACUGACUCAUGCCCUCAGAGCGCCCGCCGCCAGUCUCUCACUUCUCACCACCACUACAGCCACCAAUGCAACAGCAGCACCCACCACCGCCCUUCUCGCCCGCAACCUAACCUCGGCUACCUCUGCCCCUUCCCCACUUCUCGAGAAAACUGCUAUUGUCACCAAUAGGGACAGGGCCUUCUACCCCUACUCAAUCGAUAUCCAAUCGCGCUGGGCCGAUAACGACCAAUACGGCCACAUGAACAACGCCCACUACUACGCCCUCUUCGACACCGUCAUCAACACCUUUCUCAUCCAAGAGACCGGCCUCGACCCGCACGACCAGAAUCAAGGGAACGCCAUUGGGGUCGUUGCCGAGUCUGGUUGCAAAUACUUCAACUCAGUCUCCUUCCCGGACAUGAUUGAGGCUCGACUUGCGGUUAUUAAACUGGGGAAGACCAGUGUUGUCUACCAAGUCGGGAUCUUCAAGAAGCUAGCCCCUUCUUCAACCGAUGCCGAAGAUGUUGUUACUAGCGCGGCUAGUGCAAGGACGAGGCGGUCAACGACAACCCCCUCUGCGGUCGGAGUCUUUUCCAGGGCUGCAACAGCGGUUUCAGGUCCUGUACUGACAACGGCUGAGGAGGUAAGGAAGGAGUUCCCCGCGAGUCAAUUGUUGGGCGAUGUGGCGGCGACGGGACAUUUCUGUCAUGUCUUUGUGGACAAGGUCAGUCGUCGCCCUAUCCCGAUCCCUGCCAAGAUCCGCGCCGGACUCGAGCUCCUCCAAGUCACCCCUUAG
This is a messenger RNA of Linnemannia hyalina, 801 nucleotides long. The record is from the annotation of a GenBank genome assembly. Lineage: Eukaryota; Fungi; Mortierellomycota; Mortierellomycetes; Mortierellales; Mortierellaceae.